This is a messenger RNA of Rhinocladiella mackenziei CBS 650.93, 1812 nucleotides long. RefSeq lists its product as uncharacterized. Gene Ontology annotation, cellular component: membrane. Gene Ontology annotation, biological process: transmembrane transport. The coding region runs from base 1 to 1812 and encodes 603 amino acids. Gene Ontology annotation, molecular function: myo-inositol:proton symporter activity. The record is from RefSeq and is a predicted model, not a curated record. The transcript has 6 exons. NCBI's taxonomy places the organism in Eukaryota, Fungi, Ascomycota, Eurotiomycetes, Chaetothyriales, Herpotrichiellaceae.
AUGGCUGACAACGAGAAAACUACCCACGAAAAAGGGGACUUCAGUAGUGAGGGCACCGUCACCAAUGUUGAGAAUUCCUCUCGUCCUCGCAAGAAGAGCUUUGUCGACAUUGAUGAAGCGCACCUCAGCGCGGUGUUUGAGAACCCGUUGGCCGACAUCCCUAAAGAACAACUCUUGGAAGAAGUCGAGACUUUUUGCCGGGAUAACAAUCUCAUGGAAUAUGUCGACGCGUUUCGGAAGGGUGCUAUGGUCGCUCAAAGACCCCGAGAGAUCGGCGAUAUCGCAGAAUUGACUCCAGAAGAUAGGGAGGUGCUCACUCGAGAACACACCCACCGAUGGUCUCAGCCUUGGACUCUGUAUUGGCUUGUCGUCAUGUGUUCUCUGGCCGCAGCCGUGCAGGGCAUGGACGAGACAGUCAACAACGGAGCACAGGCACUGUAUCUGAAGGAGCUCAACAUUACAACCGACCGAUUCUCGCAAGACAUGGUUGACAACUUGACGGGUUUGGUCGUGGGAGCACCUUACCUAUGCUGCGCCGUUCUCGGCUGCUGGUUGACAGAGCCCUGCAACAAGAUCUUUGCUCGUCGAGGAACUAUUUUCAUCUCCUGUUUCAUUGCUGCCGUCGCGUCCGUCUGGGAAGGUCUCGGCAUCGGUCCUAAAUCCUCAACGGUUCCUGUGUACUCUGCUGAAUGCGCUCCAGCUCCCAUUCGAGGUGCACUGGUGAUGAUGUGGCAAAUGUGGACUGCGUUUGGCAUCAUGCUUGGUAACAUCAUGGGUGUUGCCUUUGGUGGACUCGACCCAGAUCUGGGAUGGCGAUUGAUGCUUGGAAGCACCGUUGUGCUUCCACUCAUUGUCUGCGUUCAAGUCUACUACUGCCCUGAGAGUCCGAGAUGGUACAUUCAACACAAUCACCCGGAGAAAGCAUUCCGAUCUUUCCAGCGCUUGAGAUUUACGGACUUGCAGGCUGCGAGAGAUACUUACUAUACCUAUGUCGGUGUCGAGCUGGAACGCCAGGCUCAUCAUGGCAAAAAUCUCUUCACUCAAUUCAUCGAACUGUUCACCAUCCCCCGUAACCGAAGAGCAACUUGGGCCAGCUGGAUCGUGAUGUUUGGUCAGCAAUUCUGCGGUGUCAACGUCAUUGCAUACUACAGCACCACCAUCUUCAUUGAAUCAGGCUAUUCGACGACUUCUGCACUGUUGGCGUCGAUGGGUACUGGUAUUCUUAACUGGAUUUUUGCCAUACCCGCCGUCUUUACUAUUGAUUGGUGGGGCCGUCGAAACUUGCUCCUUUUUACAUUCCCCUGGCUUGCAGUAUUCCUUCUGUGGACCGGCUUCAGCUUCUGGUUUCACAACGACAAGGCCAAGGUUGGUAUGGUCACCACGGGAAUGUAUCUGUUCGAAGUGUUCUACAGUCCGGGCGAAGGCCCCGUGCCGUUCACUUAUUCGGCUGAGGCGUUCCCCGUGCAUGUUCGAGACGUGGGCAUGUCCUUCGCGACGGCGACGACUUGGUGCUUCAACUUCAUCCUGAGUUUCACCUGGCCACAUCUCUUGACGGCAUUCAAGCCUCAAGGAGCAUUUGGCUGGUAUGGGGCGUGGUGUAUUAUUCUCUGGUUCUUGAUCCUGUUGUUCGUUCCCGAGACCAAGGCUCUUACCCUUGAGGAAUUGGACCAAGUAUUCAGUGUCAGCACUCGAAAGCACAUGAGCUACCAAAUGAAGAAUGCUGUAUGGCACUUCCGCGUGUGGGUGUUGCGACAGAAACUCGAACCAUUACCUCCAUUCUAUCGACGAGCAGAGAAGUUGAACGAAGCAUGA